Messenger RNA from Cyphellophora attinorum, 2694 nucleotides. RefSeq names its product putative metal ion transporter C17A12.14. Lineage: Eukaryota; Fungi; Ascomycota; Eurotiomycetes; Chaetothyriales; Cyphellophoraceae. Gene Ontology annotation, cellular component: plasma membrane. Gene Ontology annotation, biological process: magnesium ion transmembrane transport; intracellular magnesium ion homeostasis. The transcript is spliced from 3 exons. The record is from RefSeq and is a predicted model, not a curated record. Bases 1 to 2694 code for a protein of 897 amino acids. Gene Ontology annotation, molecular function: magnesium ion transmembrane transporter activity.
AUGCAUCCUCUGCCUCCACCGCAGCGCGGUGGUUCUGCAGCCCAAGCGAAUGAUCAGCAGCGUCCACCCGCAGCGCCUACACAGACACAGAGUACGCCCGAAGUCCCGCAAAGCGAAAACACUACAUCACAGCACAAGAACCGCCGACGGCAUCGCGGAGGCAAGAAGAAGAAAGCGAAGGCUCGCCGGCAAUCCUUCAUUGCCCCAUCGGACAUCGGUUCGGCGGAUUAUCACGAUGAAUCGGGUGGCGAGAACAGGAACAGAAACACGGGAAUAGACCAUGCAAUCAUGGAAGCAUCUGGAGCAGGAGACAGAGACGGAGUCCGCAGACGAGACUUCUACCAGCGCAAGAGAACAUACAGCAACGAUAGCCUUGAUAGCGAGACGCUAUUCAACGAUCACCGCGAGCAGCCCAGCAUGCGGCCCAGGCGGGACUCAAGGCUGUUGCCGGGCAUGUUCUCUAGCGGCCUUAGUAAGAGCGUGGGAGGGAACGGGUUCAAGAGUCCAGGCUUUGCGAAGAAUGCCACUAGUCCUGGCAUACGCCCUCAAAGUCGUGGUAACGGCGGUCGGGAGGACUUUGCGGGCAUCGACGAGAACGACGAUGCCAAUGAUCGCACUCCCCUCAUCAGCGGACACCAGCAGCACAGGAUCUCGGACAAUGCACCAAACUACGGCUUGUACAAGAAGGAUUCACACUCGUCUAGCGCUUCAUCACGAACCAGGACAAUAAAGAGAAGAGGUACCGAUAAGACUGGUACCAGCUUCCCGAGCCAGCCCGAGUACGAUGUCAAUAAUCCACCCUCACGACCUGCCAGUCCUGCAUAUGAUGACCCAGCAGAUGUCAUGGUUGGCACCGACAAUUUCCUGCCUCGCUCACUCGAAAGCCGCCGAACGCAGGGUAUGGGUAGCCGGGAUGCUCUGAUUGAUAUCGACGAGGAUCUGCUCGAUGACAAUGAGCCCAACUCGGCGCCUCCAUCCCCUAGACUAAGACCAGAAGGCAUCCAACGACAUCGUUCACAUCAAAGGCCGGGUGAGGAAGAUGUUUGCUUUCCCGAGGAGUUGUCUGAUAUGGCUGAGGAGGAUCUACACCCAACCGUAUCGAACUUGAGCCGUCCGCGCAGGCACAGGCGAAGAGCUUGGCCCAAGCUGUGGGUUCUGGACGAAUGGAGCUAUCACGAGAAGGAGAUGAGGGAUGGUGAACGUCGCACGAAGAAAGUCAAUGAGCCUGUACUGGUCAAUGGGCGUCUCAGGCCGAGGAACUCUAUGUGGCGUCGCGAGGUCGAAGAGGCGCCGUACCGAUACACCUACUUCAACGAGGAGUUCGAGAGCACCAUACAUGCUCAGACAAUUUCCGAGCUUGUUCAGGAAGGCGGGAGUUUCAGAGAGCUGUUCAUUCCCGAUCCGCCCGAGAUCAUUGAGUCCAGCGAGUCCAGCGAAAGCGAGGAAGAGCAACCUCCACCCCAGGCUGCCUCACGAGCGAUGUCGCCCAACGCGGACUCUACGAGCGGUGUACCCUUAUCGACCCUGAAUUCUCGCCUCGAUGGCCUGGUCAAGCCUUCAGGUAGCAGAGAAGGCUCAGGCAAGGCUUCGCGUGUCUCCGGCGAAGCAACUCCGCAACAGCAAUCGCAGACACCGGAACCAAAGCAGAAGAAGUAUGGACCGCGACCGACCUUCUGGCUCGAUAUGCGUGUCCUCUGCAAGACGUUCGGCAUCCACGCCUUGACCUCCGAGGAUAUCAUGAUGCAAGAAGCACGCGAAAAGGUCGAGCUCUUUCGCAAUUACUACUUUAUCAAUUACCGCACGUUUGAGCAGGAUCCCAAUUCCGAAGACUACCUUGAGCCUGUCAACAUGUACGUGUGCGUAUUCCGACACGGCAUCAUCACGUUCCACUUCAAUCAGACGCCGCACCCAGCCAACGUUCGGCGCCGGAUCCGCCAGCUGACGGACUACCUUAUUUUGAGCGCAGACUGGAUCUCCUACGCCAUCAUCGACGACAUCACCGACGUGUACCAGCCUCUGAUCACCGGUAUUGAAGAGGAAGUCGACGACAUCGACGAGAUCAUCCUCAACGCGCUGUCCUCCACCAACGAGCUGGCCGGCGAGUCCGACAACUUCGCGCCUGCCGUCGGAACGGGCAAGGAGAAGAAAGCCGACCCGAACAAGCCAUGGUCAGAGAAGGACGAGGCACCUCCACCAACCUCUCCCUCAGGCAUCACCGUCCUCCGCCGCAUCGGCGAGUGCCGCAAGAAGACCACUUCGCUCUAUCGCCUCCUCGGCCAGAAAGCAGACGUCAUCAAGGGCUUCGCGAAGCGCUGCAACGAGCAAUGGGAAGUAGCGCCUCGCUCUGAGAUCGGGCUGUACCUUGGUGAUAUUCAAGACCACAUCAUCACCAUGUCCGCCAAUCUAGCGCACUACGAGACCAGUCUCAGUCGCGCGCACAGCAACUACCUCGCGCAGGUGAAUAUUAGGAUGGGAGAGAGGCAGGAGAGUACGGCGGAUAUCUUGGGGAAGCUGACGGUCAUUGGUACGAUUGUGUUGCCUAUGAAUGUUAUCUGUGGGAUGUGGGGCAUGAACGUAAUGGUCCCAGGCCAAGAAGUCGAGAACCUGUAUUGGUUCUGGGGCAUCACGGCUUUCAUGGGUUGCUUUGCCAUCUGUUGUUAUUUGUGGUGUAAGAAGGUAUACAAGAUCGUUUGA